UAACUAUUGUGUUACGUGACGUCGUUAUAAUAGCAGUACUAGUGUUCACGGAUUAUACUCAUGCAACAGGCUAAAAUUCGUUUUAAACUUUUUUGAUUUUAUUUUCUUCGUAUUUGUAUCGUAAAUUCAAAACAAUCGUUCGAAGAACGUCACACAAGCAAAAUGUCUGAUGUAAGUACUUAAACAUAGAACAUUGCGCUUAAAUAUAAACCUAACACUAGUAACAAUGUUAUAAAAUCAUUAAUUGUUUUGUUUCUUUUAGAGAGAUCUUAGUAGUCCCGAACCUUUCGAAGAGGUUGACUUCGAUGCAGCAGGCACUUCACCAGUACGAAAUUUUGAUGACGAAGUGCUGAGUGAAGGUGAUCCGCUAAGUUUGAGUCAAUUCGAUGAUCCAGAAGAAGAAGAUGGAGAAGAACUAUUUGGCGAUAAUUUAGAAAGGUAUAAGUUAUAGAAAAUUAAAUCAGUUAUAUUGUUUGUAUAGUUGCAUAAAUAGGCCCUUUAAUAUUUAUUUAAAUGUUGUGAAAUAAGCGCUUAAAAUAUUCAAAAAUCCACUUUAUUAUUAAUUCGAGCAGACAAAAAAACAAUGUUAUAGUUAGUACCAAAACCCAAUUAGUUCUAGACAAUUCAGCGAUAAAUUCUAUACCUAAUCCAUUUCCUAUUUAUUCUUUUAACAAUUAAUUAUAAUUUAUAUUUAUUGGAAAAUUCUAAUUAAAAAAUCUAAUUAUGACAAAAUUGUAGUAAAGUUUUUUAAAAUAAAAUGUUCAAUUUUACUUCUCUGUAUCAUAGAGUAAACUUUAAGCUUACUCUGUUAAUUUUUAAGGAUCUCUUAAUAAAUAUGCAAAUAAUUGUAAACAGUUUCUUGGUUAUAAUUGAUUGAUUUACUUUGCAGGGAUUAUCGUCCAAUAGCAGCUCUCGAUCGAUAUGAUGGUAUGGAAUUAGAUGACGAUGACUAUGAUGCUAUGAGUCCAGGUACUAGGGCCGCUGCUGAAAGGGAAUUACAAAGACGUGACCGAGAAGAAGGAACAGGCCGAAGAGAUGCUGAUGGCAUACUUUAUGGUUUGUAAUACCCUCAAUUCAUACAUUUUCCAUGAUAUGAUAUUUCAUUUAAUGUUUUAUUCUAGAUGAACAUGAUGAUGAUGAGGCUUCAAGAAAAAAACGCCGAAUGGCAGAAAGAGCAGCUGCUGGUUUUAUUGUUGAUGACGAGCAAGAUGAAGAAGUAUUAUUUUUAUACUUAUUUAAUAAAUAAAUUUAUUUAAUAUUGUUAUUUUGUUUCUUGUAGAUGAUAGAGUCCAUUGAAAAUUUACAAGAUACUAAAGGACACACAGUUUCCGAAUGGGUUACCAUGUUAGGGCCAAAGACUGAAAUCGCAAAUCGUUUCAAAAACUUCUUGCGCAAUGAUGUUUCUUCAAAUGGUGCUCAUAUUUACAAAGAUAAAAUCAGAAGGAUGUGUGAGAGUAAUUUAUGCAGCUUAGAAGUGGAAUUUACCAAUUUGGCCAAUAAACAACAUACACUGGCAUUAUUUUUGCCAGAAGCACCUUCGGAAAUGUUAACUAUAUUCAAUGCGGUUGCUAAAGACUUGGUCCUUUCCAUGUAUCCUCAAUAUGGAAGAGUUACUGCUGAAAUAUUUGUACGAAUAACCGAUUUACCCCUUAUUGAAGAAAUUAGUACCUUCAAGUAAUUGUUAUUAAUUAUAAAAUAUACUUUAAAAAAAAAGUAAUUACAAAUGUAUUUUUUAGGAAGAUUCAUUUGAAUCAGUUAGUCAGAACUUGUGGUGUAGUAACUGCUACUACAGGUGUAUUACCUCAGCUUAGUAUAAUUAAAUAUGAUUGUUCAAAAUGUGGUCAUGUUUUGGGGCCAUUUGUACAAUCUCAAAGUCAAGAAAUUAAGCCUGGGUCAUGUCCUGAAUGUCAGAGUACUGGACCAUUUAUGGUGAGUUAAAUAAACUAGUUUUUUCUAAUCAUCUGUACAUAUUAACAUACAUUAUUAUUUUAGGUUAAUAUGGAGCAAACUUUAUAUAGAAAUUACCAAAAGAUUACUAUACAAGAAUCUCCAGGCAGUAUACCACCUGGGCGUAUACCACGAAGCAAAGACUGUGUCCUAUUGGCUGAUCUAUGUGAUCAAUGCAAACCUGGCGAUGAGAUAGAUGUAACUGGAAUUUAUUCUAAUAGUUAUGAAGGGUCUUUGAAUACAGGCAAUGGAUUUCCAGUAUUUGCUACUGUUAUCAUGGCCAAUUAUUUAAUUGUUAAAGAUAAUAAACACAUAGUUGAUUUUCUUACUGAUGAAGAUGUUUCACAAAUUUUAAAAUUGUCCAAAGACCAUAAAAUCGGUGAUCGUAUUGCUGCAUCCAUUGCCCCAUCCAUUUACGGACAUGAUUAUAUCAAAAAAAGUUUAGCAUUGGCAUUGUUUGGUGGUGAACCAAAGAAUCCCGGUUUGUUUCAUUUUAAUUUUUAAAUUUUUAAUGAAUUAUUACUGAUAGAAUUAAAUAUUAAUUGUUUUAACACAUAGUUUUUAAAAUAUAUAAUAACAUUAAAAUAUUAUAGUAGUUUUAAUUUUUUUUUUUUUUUUGUUAUAGGCGAAAAACAUAAACUUCGUGGAGAUAUAAAUUUGUUAAUGUGUGGAGAUCCAGGAACUGCCAAAUCUCAAUUCUUAAAGUAUGUCGAAAAAAUUGCUCCACGUGCAAUUUUUACUACUGGACAGGGUGCUUCUGCGGUUGGUCUUACAGCUUAUGUCAAACGUGAUCAUCAGAGCAAGGAAUGGACUCUAGAAGCUGGUGCUUUAGUUUUGGCUGAUAAAGGAAUCUGUAUUAUUGAUGAAUUUGAUAAAGUAUGUUCAAUUAUUUGUUAUGAUUAAUGUCUUUGUAUAAUCUUAAAGUUAAUUAUAUUUAGAUGAACGAUCAAGACCGGACUUCAAUUCAUGAAGCUAUGGAACAGCAGAGUAUUUCUAUAUCUAAAGCUGGUAUUGUGACUUCAUUACAAGCUAGGUGUUCUGUAAUGGCUGCAGCUAACCCAAUUGGUGGUCGUUAUGAUCCAGCUAUGACUUUUUCAGAAAAUGUUAGUAUAAAUCUAACUUUAAUUUUUUAAAGUAAAUAAAUUGUGUUAAUAAAUAUAAAAUUAAUUUUGUAGGUUAAUUUAUCAGAACCUAUUAUGUCAAGGUUUGACAUAUUAUGUGUUGUACGAGAUGAAGUUGAUCAAGCUAAAGACAAACACCUUGCAACAUUUGUGGUACAGUCACAUAUGCGUAGUCAUCCUCUGAAUAAAGAUAAUAAAUGUGAAUUGAGAAAUCCAUUUUCCACUACUGACUUGGAACCAAUACCUCAAGAUUUGUUGAAAAAAUAUAUUGUCUAUUCUAAGCAAAAUAUUCAUCCUAAACUGCAUCGUAUGGACCAAGACAAAGUAGCUAAAAUGUAUAGUCAACUGCGACAAGAAUCUAUGGUAUACAAAGCAUAUUAUGAUAAUUUUGUUAGUCCAAUAUUAUACAAAAAUGUAUUUAAUUUAGAUGACUGGAAGUUUACCUAUUACAGUCCGUCAUAUUGAAAGUAUGAUUCGUAUGGCAGAAGCUAAUGCUAAAAUGCAUUUAAGGGAUUAUGUCCAAGAAGACGAUGUUAACAUGGCUAUACGUAUAAUGUUAGAAUCAUUUAUUGAAACUCAAAAAUACAGUGUUAUGAAAACAAUGAGAAAAGUAAAUCAAUUAAUUUUAAGGUUUGCUUAUCUUAUAAAAUAUAAAAACUUCUUUUUUUCUAAAAUAUAUAGACAUUCCAAAAGUACUUAUCAUUCAAAAAAGAUACCACGGAACUUUUGUACUUUAUAUUACAUCAAAUGGCUACUGAUCAACUGGCUUACAUUAGAGGUAUACAUGGUGUUACAGUUAACUCAAUUGAAAUACAUGAAAAAGAUUUCAAAGAUAAAGUAAGCUAUUUAUUUUCUACAAUUAUUUCAACGGUUUGACUUACUAUAUACUUUUUUUAGGUAAAACAGAUAGAUGUACAUGAUUUGAGACCAUUUUACGAAAGCAAAUUGUUUAAAAAUAACAAUUUUGUGUAUGACGAAAAGAGGCACAUAAUUACACAAACAUUACUACUCGGUGAAUAAAUAUAAUUAAUUGUUCAUAGUAAGUACACUCUUAAUAAUAAUUUUGUUGUAAAAUGUUGUUUAUGAAUUCAGUGUAAUAAAUUGUAUUAUUUGCAUGAAUCUAAAAAUAAGAUAUAAGUCAAUGACCACUUAUAUGUGUAUAUUUAUAUGCCUGUAUGUGUCACUAAAACAUCAGGCAAGUUUUAUUUGUGUAACAGAUGUAUUUAAAAGCUAUUUUUUUAAUUUUCAAAAUGUUAUAAUUUUUUGCUAAUAAUCUGUACUAUACUAUAUUUUAAACUGACCAGAUGUUGUACUAAUAUUGUAUACUUAUUUGAAUCAUAAUAUUAAAGUUAUAUUCUUAAUCCAAUCUUUUAAAAUAAAUAAUAUAUAUUUUUUAUGCAAACUAUAUAAUU
Cinara cedri is the source of this 4480-nucleotide messenger RNA. The record is from the annotation of a GenBank genome assembly. NCBI's taxonomy places the organism in Eukaryota, Metazoa, Arthropoda, Insecta, Hemiptera, Aphididae.